CUAAUUUACUAGUAAUGUCUAGUACUGAUUAACUAUAUUAAAUAGCUAAUAGCAAAAGCUAACGAGCGCUAUCUUCUUACUACUUUCGGAGAUGUAACGCCAGAUAGCUAUUUUGUUUACGAGCGUGCUGGCGCACGUUAGCUGUUGACAGUUUGAGUCAGUGAUUGCUUGAUACCUCGUUUAACUUUCAACUGCAUCUCCUGGUCCUCCAUCUUCUAUAUUUGCAAGGGUCUAAAAUGUAUCGAAGUGUUGCCAAAAAGAGUGACAGCUGUUACUUCCGUGAUAUUGUAAUGCGAAGCACAAAUAACGUUCGGGUUGCAAAACCAAACGGAAAAAGUCGUUCCUAGGCGUCUUUAAAAACUUGCACUUGGUCGUAAAAUAAUAAUUUAUAAGAUACUCAUUACUUAUACUGUACAUUUCACAUUCGAGCACAUUAGCAACUUUUUAUAAUCAAGGUAAUGGAUGGACAGUUCGGGCUGCAUACUUCAAUUGCAUCAUGGGAUUUUUGUUAAUAAAGCCACUUUCAGUUUUGAUAUCAGGAAAUUAGUGCGAGGAAUAAAACAAUCAUAUUUCGAUUUUAUAUGAUACAUUAAUACCGUAAUAGUGACAACUGAAAACAUAUACAGCAUUAUUUGCAACAUAAAGUGACAAUGGACGGCACCAUUCUCCACACGGUCUUAGACGGCCUCUCUGUGGAAUCCACGUGUUUUCCCGACGAGUCCAGAGGAGACAAGUUAAAUGGUGUGAUAAUGGUGACUACAGAGAACAUGGAUGUGGAUGAGGAGAGUUUGUUGAAAUACUCCACCACCCUCACUAAUAGACAGCGUGGAAACGAGGUCACAGUCAGACCAGCUACUUUAGACAUUCUGUCCAUCCACCAGCUAGCUGCACAAGGGGAGGUCUCCCAAGUGGCAACACAUCUGAGCAAAGACAGUUUACUGAUGAACCGUCAGGAUGAACGGGGCUUCACACCCCUCAUGUGGGCAGCAGCGUUCGGAGAAAAAGCUAUGGUGGAUUUCCUUCUAGAAAAGGGUGCAGAUCCUAGUAUUAUAGCAUGGGAAAGGGAGAGUGCCUUGACCCUGGCCAGCUCUGGAGGCUAUGCAGACAUAGUGAAAGGCCUUCUGGAAUAUGGAGUAGAUAUUAAUGCUUAUGACUGGAAUGGUGGAACUCCUCUCCUUUAUGCCGUUAGAGGAAACCAUGUAAAGUGUGCAGAGGCCCUAUUAGACAAAGGGGCAGACAUGACCAUUGAGGCAGACUCUGGGUAUAGUCCCAUGGCCCUUGCUGUAGCACUUGGGCACAAAAAAGUCCAAAAGGUGUUAGAAAACCAUAUUCUGAAACUCCUGAAGAAAAAGGCAUGACAUCAGCUAUAAGACCACUAGGAUGUUGUUUGAGCAGACAUUGUCAUGCACUUAGUGCAAAAUAGAGGACCAUCAUCUGUGAGGAGAUCAGCUGACCAAAAAACUGAAGCCACAACAGAAGGCUGGUGACAAAGACACCUUUAAAGGAAACUCCAACCUUAAGGACCACUGUUAAGUUCCAAUCUUGUACAUUUAUUUAGUGUUCUGUAAACUAAGAACAUUGUUAUAUUUUUUGUUAACAAUAUCAAUCAUACUACUAUGUAUGUUAAAACAAUCUUUUUUUUAAGUUUGUCAUUGGAGGUAUAACACCAGUUGAUUGUAAAUAAGAAAAUGCAUUGAAAAUAUACACUGUUUAUUGGAAAUGACAAUGAAGAAUCAACUGUAAGACAGUCAAAUGUAAAUAUCCAAGUGGAUGUGUGACCUCAAACCUUCUAGCCUGUAAAGCUGCAAUAAAAAUCCACUUACAAGUUU
This is a messenger RNA of Esox lucius (northern pike), 1829 nucleotides long. RefSeq names its product regulatory factor X-associated ankyrin-containing protein (gene rfxank). The transcript is spliced from 9 exons. Gene Ontology annotation, molecular function: protein binding. Lineage: Eukaryota; Metazoa; Chordata; Actinopteri; Esociformes; Esocidae. Gene Ontology annotation, biological process: regulation of transcription by RNA polymerase II. Gene Ontology annotation, cellular component: nucleus. The record is from RefSeq and is a predicted model, not a curated record. The coding region runs from base 651 to 1358 and encodes 235 amino acids.